AUGGCUGCAGACCCGUUUGCCAUUUUACGGCACCAGCUCGCCGUAGCUUCAAAACACGCCCUGCUAUUACUUGACUCUCUGCCCCCAUCUCUUGAUUCCUUCCAGGUUGUUGAACUACGAGGCCUCUGUCACGAUUUAGACGCAGUUGUGGGCCGCAUGCAUCUGGUUCUAGGAGCUUAUGGCGAAGACUCAGACGAUUCAGACGACUCAGGUGAUGAUGGCUUUGAUGAUGAUGACGAAUCUACCGGCAUGCACGAUACUUCCUUCAUCACAUCCUAUUCAGACGCUUUUGUAACAUCAGUCACUUCGCCAUGGAACGUCAACAGCCAGUUUUCUCCUCUCGAAACAGAAACACAGUGCUCGUUCGACUCGGAUGAUGAUGAUACAAACUCGAUUGGCUCUGAUGUUUUCAAAACAGUUCAUUUCGAUACAGAGCGACUAGACACAGAAAUAUUUAGAGGUACUCUAGAGCAAAUUAUAAAUAAUGUAGAACCUGCAACCAGCCAUUUGGAAGAAGAAAACCCGAUAACUCCAGUCGAGGCUUCUGCAUCUGUGAGAUUUUUAAUUUCUAGUCAUGGUGGUGAUGAUGAUGAUGAUGAUGAAAAAGAAGAAGAAGAGGCGUCAGAAAUUGAUCCAAUAUUUACUACAAUAUCAAAUCAAGAAGAACCUGUUUGGGAGCUUGAGAAGUCUGCAACCUCAGAACCAGCACUAGAACUAGCCACAGCCUUAGACUCUGCUUCCUCAAGGUCUAUUUCCACAGACUCAAUAAUUACAGAACGCAUAGCUUUAGAACCAGCUGCACUCGUUGAUUCCACAACAAAACCUGUUGCACCACUAGAGCUCACCGCAUCAAAACCUGUUGCAACUGUUGAACCAUCUGUUGAGCUAUUUAUCGAAACAAUUACCCCCAUCACAUCCAUCACAUCCAACAACUCUAUCAACACUACCAGUACCUCAAACCUUUCACAAGAACUCCCCAACUCUCCUCCGUCCCUCAAAUCCCUCUCAGAUGAUAUUGUUUGCGCAAUUGCAAACUACCUCAACACCUACGACACACAAAACCUCGCAAAAACUUGUGCGUCUCUCCGCCGUAUCUGCGCUCCGCUUUCAUGGAGGCGAGUCCGUGUUCAGCGCCAACUCCGACUUGAGUUCCUAGCAUCCACAGCAGAAACAAAGUUCCACUAUGUCGACGAUGACCGACCAGAGCUUACCACUAUAGCUGCCACCACUAUGCACCACACCCUUCCCUUCAAGGCUCUUCUGCGACCAACAAACUUUUCCUGGGUUUUCCCCCACGUCAUUCGUGACCUUGUCAUCUUCACAGACCCCUUAGACCCUCUAGACCUGCCAGAGCUUCCGUUAAAAACAUUCCCAGCCUUGAACAGCGUUGUUCUCGAUGGACCUAUCGAUGCUCCCUUCAUGGAAACAUUGCUCGACUCAAAAUUUUACAAGUCAAUUGGCGAGCGAGCAGAAAAGACCCCCCUUCAGUUCGGCCUCACUGAACUUUCAACUCUGUGCCGCUUCUCAGAGCUCCUCUACGCAACUGACAUUGUCGUUGUAGACUCAGACUUAUGUGCAGCCGGUGGAUGCUAUUACUCCUCCCAGUACCCAGACCCGGUCUCCCCCAGCACAAGUAGCAACGCAUCCUCCACUACCCUUUUCAUAUCUAGCUUGCCUCCUACUCUUAUGACUUCUCCAAUGCCCCAUCUCCAGCGUUUGCGUAUUGUCCCGGACCCGGCUUGUCCUAACCAUCGUGUUGGCCCAGCCGCUGCUGCCCUGCUUGCUAGCAUUGAGUUCUUUCCCAAUCUCGAGUGGCUCGCUGCGCCAAUCCACCUGAAGCUCCCUGGCCCUCGCAUGCAUCAUUCUAUUGAGUGCUUCGCUCAGCUUCCACCAACAGUCACCGAGUGCAUUCUCACAGCUGGAGCAGAUUUCCACAAUGAUAGCUUGGGCAAUGAUAAUGAAGAAGACGAAGACGACGACAGUUACAUUUACAUUGACCCGGAGUUCCCGCUCUCUCUCUCAAAAGUUACCGCGCUCCACGCACUCUCCAGCAAAACGUAUAAGGAGCUGGCUCCACAUUUGCACCUCCCUAAUCUCUCUCAUCUCAAAAUCUCUCCAGGAUAUGGACCCAUGGACCAGGCUCUUACCCCAUCAACUAUUGAACUUCCGCAGCUCCCUCUACCAUUAUCCCAAGACCUCUAUGGCAGAAUUACAACCCUCGACCUGGCCUUUUCCGCGUGGACCGCGGUUCUUGCCAAUGCCGGUUUGGCGCUGCGCGCCAUGCCGCACCUGCGCGUAGUUGCGCUGGAGCUCGAUGGGCUUUCUACUCCAGGCUCUGCUGAUUUUACUCCGGCUGACGAUAUCACCCUCAAAUAUCUCAUGGAAGCUGCCUAUGUUGAAGCCUUAGGUGAACCACUUUCACGCGCAGACAUUCAGCACUUGCUCGAGUACCAGCAACCUGUGUAUGGCGUAUUUGAUCCCACAGUCCCGACCACUGGCGAUUCUGUUUCUCGUGCUUCUGUUUUGUCGUGCGAAUCAACAGAUUCUCACAAUGGCUUUACCCCAACAUCAUCCUCUAACUUUUUCUCGUCCAGUACCACGGCUGUGGCUGUUUCGCUCCACUUUUCUGGUACCGCCGCAACCGCCCAUGAUGCUGUCGUUGCUUUUGAGAACUUGUUGCUUGACCCAGCUGCAGCCUAUUCGCCGGCAAACGUGCGACGAUAUACUCGCCUUUACUUUCUUGUCACUUUUUAUGAGUCACUGCUCCAUGCACUGGCCUCAGCUCCGGCACUGGAGUUUCUUAAAAUUGAUUUCCAUAGGUUCCACUACGCGUCUCCGGCGCUCCAGCGACUUCUCCGCAACCCGCCCCAAUCGGUACGCCAGAUCCUCGUUCUUUUGGCCGGCCAGGUGCUGCUCCCCCAAGACAAUGAUUCACAACUUUUGGACCCGCGCGUUUACACAACUGAUCUCAUGGAGCUUGUCCCGCGGCUCCCGCAACUUUACACUGUUGCUGAUGAGCCCCCCAACUUAUCAUUACGUGCAGGGUGCUACCGCACAACUGACAAUUUCCUCUACACUUACAAGUCCGCAGACUCAUUUCACGUUUUUGAUGAAACUGAACUUGACACGCAGCCCGUGCAUGCUGAGUUUGGCGGCUGGUUUUUAGAACAGGUUGAUUGA
Messenger RNA from Magnusiomyces paraingens, 3180 nucleotides. RefSeq lists its product as uncharacterized. The coding region runs from base 1 to 3180 and encodes 1059 amino acids. Gene Ontology annotation, molecular function: protein binding. The record is from RefSeq and is a predicted model, not a curated record. The transcript has a single exon. Lineage: Eukaryota; Fungi; Ascomycota; Dipodascomycetes; Dipodascales; Dipodascaceae.